Messenger RNA from Fusarium venenatum, 939 nucleotides. The record is from RefSeq and is a predicted model, not a curated record. Lineage: Eukaryota; Fungi; Ascomycota; Sordariomycetes; Hypocreales; Nectriaceae.
AUGGCUGAAAAUGUGAUGGCCGCCUACUGGGAUCUCCCAGCUGUCUCCCGAAACCUAGUUACUGCUCUAGUGAUGACAUCCGUCACUUGCAAGCUUAACCUUGUGUCGGUCUACUCGGUGCUUUAUCAUCCGACAUAUUUGUGGAUGUUCCCUCCACAGAUUUGGCGCCUCGUAACAUCCUUCUUCGUCGAGCUGAACCCCAUCAAUUUGCUCUUGAAUUCGUUCUUUCUGUAUCGCUACUGCAAUCAGCUGGAGAUGGGAAACGCUCGUUUCUCGCGCAAGGUCGAUCUUGUCUUUUACAUUCUCUUUAUCUGUUCAGUAAUUCUGUGCUUUGCCUCUUCAGCUAUCACGGUUCCUGGAAAUGAGGAAGAUUACCCUUGCACUUCGGACCGCCCAUCAUUCGCAUUUCAGGGUUGGUCUGCGGUGCAGGCAUGGUGGGAUGUCUAUAUGGAUGGCUUGUGUGACUCCCAAUUCACUCAAGUGAUGAUCGACUACCUUACCGGCUUGAACAGCAUGCUGUACUUGAACGGCCUCAUUCUUGCUAUGGCAUACACCGUGACCCAGGAUCAACGAGGUCAAAAGACGCAAUUCCUCGUCCUUACCAUUCCAGCCCAGACUCUGCCGCUGUGCAUGAUUGUCGUUACUGCCCUCAUGGCAGGACCAAGUGCAGCUCUGGUCGAAAUUGAGGGUUUGUUCGCCGCUCAUCUCUACGACUUCCUUGCACGCCUCUGGCCCGAAUUCGGCAAUGGCCCUCGACUGUUGAGAGUCCCUUCCUGGCUUGAGCGUCUCGUGCAGACCCCCAGAGUUCUUAACCGCGGCUUUGGUACCGCUAUCCGACCUGGUAACUCGGCCUCUACUGGUAGCAGCAGUGGUGUGGAUAAGGGCGGUCCCUUGCCAGACUCGUGGCGGACUCGUGGCCGAGGUCAGCGACUCGGCUGA